Molecule: messenger RNA, 1615 nt
Organism: Rattus norvegicus (Norway rat)
Lineage: Eukaryota; Metazoa; Chordata; Mammalia; Rodentia; Muridae
Source: RefSeq, a predicted model, not a curated record
CGAGUGACACAGCACUUCUUCAGACUCUAGUGUACUGGAUCAUUCCGGGUCUGCUAACCAGAUCUCUCUGCAGCUAGGACUCCAGGAGAGGAAACAAAGGAGGGAGAGGAAAAGGAACCAGACCUUGAAGAGCUCCUGUGACAAUGCCCUCAUGUAAUAACUCCAUUCCUCAGCCCUUGAUAUUCAUCCUGACCGGAAUCCCAGGCCUCGAAUCCUCCCAUGGCUGGUUCUCAACGUUCUUUUUCUUGAUAUUUGUAAUAACCAUCAUAGGAAAUGGCACCAUUUUAAAUAUAAUUUGGAUAGAGAAGACUCUCCAUGAGCCAAUGUUUCUCCUCUUGGCUACACUAUCAGUUGUGGACUUGUGCCUGGUUACAGUCACUGUACCCCGAAUGCUAGGAAUCUUCUGGAUGAAUGCCAAAGAAAUCAGCCUUGAGGCCUGCCUCACACAGAUGUUUUUCAUCCCUUCCUUUUAUGUCAUGGAAUCGGGGAUCCUCUUGGCCAUGGCCUUUGAUAGAUUUGCAGCUAUCUGGUACCCUUUGAGGUACACAACCAUCCUGGACAGAAACAUGCUUGUGAAGAUGGCACUGGCUAUACUGGCAAGGGCAGUGGCCGUGGUCACCCCUGCCCCCAUCCUAACUAAAAGGCUGGAACGAUUCCAAACACAGGUCAUCAGUUAUUCCUACUGUGCCUACAUGGCUGUGGUGAUGAUUGCUUGUGGAGACAUCUCCAACCACGUUGUCUACGGCCUCAUGGUUAUUGUAGCAUCUGUGGGGAUUGAUCUCCUUUUUGUCAUUCUGUCCUAUACUCUGAUCCUUUGUGCUGUCUUUCGUAUUCCAUCUGGGCAAGCCAGGAGAAAAGCUCUCAGCACAUGUGGUUCUCAUCUGUGUGUCAUUGGUCUGUUUUAUUCUCCAGUUGUCUUUUCUGUCUUAUCCCAGAUUUUAGGGUACCAUAUGGCUCCCUACUUACAGAUUAUAAUCGACAAUUUGUAUUUUCUGGUGCCUCCUAUGGUCAACCCCUUAAUAUAUGCAGCCCGAACCAAACAGAUGAGGGAGCGGGUGUUGCGUGUACUGACCUGUCAGAGAAACUGAGCUGACGCCUGUGAUGCAAGGAAGACAUGGAGGCAUGGGGGGUGAUAUCCACAGCCAGAAGUUCAAAUAAUUUCUACCAGUUCAGGAUUCUCUUCAGAGGGGGAAGAGAGUACUAAUUCAAGAAAAGAACUCUGUCAGGUUAGAAAUAUAACUUGCAUGUAUUCGUUUGAUCUUAAUGUAUGAAAGCUUAGUAAUUCCUAAGUACUUGCUCUUAUGUAAGAAAAUAGGGACAUUGCAUCGUAACUUUUAUUGUUUAUAUGAUCAAAUGAUAUUACUUGAACUGAAAACAUUUUCCAAAUGGUGUAAGAGUGUGUCAUCAACAUGGUGAGGCUUUAAUUUUAUCUUUUCAUGGUUGUGAUUCACUCUUUCACCAAAUCAUAAUCAUAAAUAAUAUAAAAGAAUUUUAAAAAUAGAUAUGUAAAUAUAUCUAUGAACAUAUUGAUAACUAAUGAGCUUUAUUUCUCUACUUAUAUUGUACAUUAAAGAAUCAUAUUGGAUAUGUUAUAAAAUGCCUUUAGAAGUUCUAA